UGAGCUUCUUUGCCAAGAAUUCGUCUUUGAAACGAGAAAAAUGUCGACUCCGGUGCUGUUCAAGGUAAAUACGAAGAAAAGUAAGAAGGAACCAUGUCGGAUAUGCAAUACCAAAACACGUCCUUGCAUUGAUAUGAUGAAAAACAAGGAGUUACUCGAAACGGUGAAUGCUGCUUUAGGUCUUGUGGUUUCCAGCGAUUCAAGACUCUCGAAAUCCGUUUGCGUGGUCUGCAUGAGCCUCGUGCGUCUCUUUGAGGAAUUCAAGAAGGUCUGUUAUGACAAUCAGAAUGAUUUGUGGAUCAAAGAACAGCAUUUAGUGAAGGAUCGUGGCUCGGAAGUGGUCGAUUUGUUGCUGCGAGCAAAAAAUACUGCGAUUCCGGGACAUCAGGAUACCCCAAAGAGCUCCGUUGUGGUCGAACCAGACCUGAAUUACAUUCCGGCGAUGAAAAAAGAGCGAUAUGAAGCCGUUAUUGAAGAAGAAACGGUACCAGAUGCCGGUGAAAUGAAUGAAAUUUACUUAGAAAACGAAAUGAUCGAAGAACAUCUCGAAGACCCGUCGAAUAUUGAAACUGAGAAUCUCACAAUUCGGUUCAUGUGUCAGCAAGUGAACUGCGAUCGAAUUUUUGACACGAAAGAGGAGUUGGAAAAACAUCAAAUUACGCAUAAAUUGGUAAGAGUAAGGACAAAGCCGUAUAAUAGUGUGUCCCGAAGACGGAAUCAAACUCUCAAACAAGACGCUUAUUCGUGCCAAGUUUGCAUGAAAGUAUUUGAUGACAUCGCGGGACUCGUACAACACCGAAAACUCAAUCAUUUAUCGAAAAAAUGCGGAUUUUGUGGUUUGGCGAUGCCAACUGAGACGUUUGUCGCUCAUCAAGGUCAAUGCAGGCGAGAGCACGCGAAGAAAGCGGGACUCUUGGAGCUCAAUAAGAAAGGAGGCACGUUAAAGGAACUCCCGCUGUUGCCACCGGACACGCCAUUGUACAAAUGUGGAAGGUGCGGAGCGAAAUUCAAGACGGUCGAUACUUACAAAAAGCAUUCGAAGGAGUGUGCUCGACGCGAUAGUUGAAGAAAAGUGUUAAUAAAUGUUUUUAGAAGUGAA
This is a messenger RNA of Culicoides brevitarsis, 1099 nucleotides long. RefSeq lists its product as uncharacterized. Gene Ontology annotation, biological process: regulation of gene expression. Lineage: Eukaryota; Metazoa; Arthropoda; Insecta; Diptera; Ceratopogonidae. Gene Ontology annotation, molecular function: zinc ion binding. The record is from RefSeq and is a predicted model, not a curated record. The coding region runs from base 41 to 1066 and encodes 341 amino acids. The transcript has 2 exons. Gene Ontology annotation, cellular component: nucleus.